Daldinia childiae is the source of this 1302-nucleotide messenger RNA. RefSeq names its product BSD domain-containing protein C22A12.14c. The coding region runs from base 1 to 1302 and encodes 433 amino acids. The transcript has 3 exons. Lineage: Eukaryota; Fungi; Ascomycota; Sordariomycetes; Xylariales; Hypoxylaceae. Gene Ontology annotation, cellular component: cytoplasm. The record is from RefSeq and is a predicted model, not a curated record.
AUGGAUUUCGCAUACGACCACAUAGUCGAAGAAGGCCUUCCGAAGGAUAGCAAGGAGAAUAGCAACACUAGCAAUCAGGCUGCAGAAUCUUCCCAGCAGAAACCCGAGCAUACUCUUAAUGAAGACCUUCAGGACGCAUACCGUGCGUUCUCCAGCAGCUCUUGGGGCACAUGGCUUGGUGGAACUGUCGGUAACGUUAUCAAACAGGGCGGGUCUGUAUACAGAGAGGCACAGCAAGAGGUCACAUCGCUCGGUGUAGAUGCUACCCGAAGCUUGGCAAACCUCCGCGCGAGGGCUCUCUCGUUAACCACAACACCUCCCGUUACGGAGAGGGCGCCACCGUCUGGUGAUAAAGAUAAAGAUCCGGAGAGAACCCCGACAACGGACAAAGCGUCUGGUUCCGAUGAGACGGCUAAGGACUCUGAAACGGUCAUAUCACGACUGAAGGCCGAGGCCGCAAAACGCUUGAAGGAUAUCCAACGUGCCGAAGACGCUGCCGACGAGGCGCUCUUAAAGUUUGGUGGAAACAUCCGAGACUUCUUCCGUGAAGCUAUCAUUGUAAAGCCUGCUUCAGAAUCAGACGACUCCAAGGGAACUCCCCGCCGGUUCGAGAGUAAGGAUGAGUCCGGAAAGCGAGUAAUUCACACUUCGAGAUACGAUGCACAGCUUCAUGUCUUACACACGACCGAGAAGAGUUUUACAGAAGAUCCAACCGGCGCCGAAUAUGCUGCAUGGUCCAAGACUUUCGAUGUAGAAAGCAAGACUGAGGUUAUCAGCGCUGCCCUGGCCAAGUAUCCGGACCUACGAGCGAACAUGGAAAAGCUUGUUCCCGACAAGGUUCCCUAUGCAGACUUCUGGAGGCGAUACUGUUUCCUCCGACAUAGUAUCGAGACAGCUGAAGCACGUCGCCGAGAUUUAUUAAAGGCCGCCUCCGCCGAAGAAGAGAUUGGAUGGGGCGAGGAAUCCGACGAGGAGGAAUCGGAAGAAGAAUCUGACGAAGAGUCCGACGAAGAUACGGCGCCAGCUAAGCCGGUGCAAAAGCCGACUGAAAAGCCCGCGCGGCCGGCUUCUACCGAGUCCUCUACAACAAUCCACCCGCCGGCAGUUACCACUUCGGACAAGAACCGUUUGAAGCCAUCCGAACCUCGUAAGUCCAACGAUGAGAAAUCUCAACCUGACAGCGAUACGAGCUACGAUGUUGUAGGCGCGGCGUCCGGAAAUCCAAGCCAGGCCCCGAACAGUCCCAAGGAGGCCCGGAAAGCGGAUAAUAGCGAUGACAGCGAUGAUGAUGAAUGGGAGUAA